This is a messenger RNA of Adelges cooleyi (spruce gall adelgid), 1169 nucleotides long. Its product is annotated as GTP-binding protein Rheb homolog. Gene Ontology annotation, molecular function: GTP binding; GDP binding; GTPase activity. The transcript is spliced from 5 exons. The coding region runs from base 211 to 774 and encodes 187 amino acids. Gene Ontology annotation, biological process: small GTPase-mediated signal transduction. NCBI's taxonomy places the organism in Eukaryota, Metazoa, Arthropoda, Insecta, Hemiptera, Adelgidae. The record is from RefSeq and is a predicted model, not a curated record. Gene Ontology annotation, cellular component: plasma membrane.
UGAUAAAAACGAAUAGCAAAAAGUCGUAGUAUUUAUAAAUGAAACGUAGUAGGUAAUUAUUGUGUUUCAAAUUCCAGUAUUAUAACUGACUAAUUUUGUUGGUGUAAUCUUUCUAUUUGAGUAUAGGAAAUUCCUUUUUGAACUCUAUGUGUACUAGUGAUCUUUCCAAUUUUAGAAUUUAAAUGAAGUGAUCUCAAUCCAUUUUCAAAUAUGCCACCGAAACAAAGGAAAAUCGCAAUUAUGGGCUACCGUUCUGUCGGAAAGUCUUCACUGAGUAUUCAAUUUGUUGAAGGACAGUUUGUCGACUCGUAUGAUCCAACAAUUGAAAACACUUUUGUUAAAACGACAAAAGUUAACAACCAGGAGUAUGAUCUUAAAUUAGUAGAUACUGCUGGUCAAGACGAGUAUUCCAUACUCCCAACACAAUAUUCAAUGGACAUUCAUGGAUAUGUUUUAGUGUACAGCAUAACGUCACCUAAAUCGUUUGAAAUUAUUCAAGUUAUUUAUGACAAAUUGUUAGACAUGACAGGAAAAGUUCAUAUUCCGGUAGUUCUGGUUGGAAAUAAAAAAGACUUACAAAUGGACCGUGUAGUUACUCAGGAAGAAGGACAAAGACUAGCAGAAUCGUGGAAGGCUGUAUUUUUAGAAGCUUCGGCUAAGCAGAACGAGGUAACUUCCAAAAAAUGUGUGGCUGAUAUAUUUCAUACUAUGUUGAUGGAAAUCGAAAAGGCUAAUGGGAACGUUCAAGAAAAAUCAAGCUGUAGAGUUUCAUGAAAGAAUUAUUAUAAUAAGAUGUAUUGAUGACUGUUAUCUUGAAUUAUUUUUGUCUUAAUAUUGUGUACAUGUUUGUAUUUUCUUAAUGAACAUAGGAACUAUCAUUGAAACUAUUGUUAUUGUUAUUAGUUAUACAGUAUACUACUGUUGUGAAUACUAUUUCUAUUUACUUAAUUAAAAAAAUUUAAAUGUUCUACUUAUAAUUUCUCCAUAGGACUUCAUUUUUCUAUAUAACUAAGUAUAUGUAUUUGUUCUUUUUUCUAAUGAACAAAAUGGUGUAUAAUUCCGUUAAUUAUAAAAUAAAAUACAAUAAGUUUGUAACUUUAGUCUAUAAGACAAAUUUAUAUAAAAUGAAGAAUAAUUUAAAAAAUAAACAAUUUAUUAAUAUGUUUUGA